This is a messenger RNA of Podarcis lilfordi (Lilford's wall lizard), 10139 nucleotides long. NCBI's taxonomy places the organism in Eukaryota, Metazoa, Chordata, Lepidosauria, Squamata, Lacertidae. The record is from the annotation of a GenBank genome assembly.
GCUUUCCUCUUGGCUUGGGUGGGAAGCAGCAGCAGCGGCAGCCUCUCGGGCUGCAUCUAAAACUCGGGCGCCUGGGGGGCUGCGGGAGGAUCCGGAGUCUGCAGCCGGCGAGAGGUGUGUCGAGAUGAUCGGUGGGGUGGGGGAGGGCGGAAAGAGGGGGGAGAUGAGCAGGGGAGGAGGGGGAGAGCGAGGGAUGGAGGAGACAGGGGGAGGGGGCAAGCAUGUAGCCCCCCCCCUAAAGAGACAGCUCCCCCCCCAAAAAAACCCCUUUCACCCAGAUCAAGUGGGGCAGGAGGGGCUCUGUGCUGCUUCUCCACCCAAUUCAAGAGCAGAGCCAGGAGGGGAUGGAUGGGGGGGGGUGUAGUGCAGAUUCUGCAAGGACGGGAGGCGGGGGGGGGGGGAACAGAGAGAGAAUGACAUAAUCCUGGGAACAAAGGAAGGGCACCGGCGCUGCCCAAUUUUUAAACUGGGUUUUCGCUUGCGUUUUCUUUGCCCUCCUCGUCCCUCUUUCCUUUCUUCGCAUUGCCUGUCAAUUGCAUAGAAAGCGUUAGAGAUGCCACAUAAACAACUACUGUAUGAGAUUAUGUUCAGCGGAUGGGGGCUAAGAGCCGUGCAGCUGCAGGCAGGGUUUGUGUGGCUCUAAGAGAGCUGUCCAGCACUCCUGUCAAACCGCUGCAGCCCCCUACCCCAACCCCUGCUUGCAUGUAUCAAAAUGUUGAAAGGAGGUUGGGGCCCUCAGCCAGAGAAUAAGCAGGAAGAUUCACCAACACCUGGCAGCUCUUUGCUGGGGGUUUUUUUGCAGAAAGUUGGUCUGCAGAUUUUGCUCCCUCCCACCUCAGACUUCUGUCUCUCCGCUCACACCCCUUGACACUUCCUUCAGUCCCCAUAUGUUAUCCAAGGAGCACAGCUGAGUGGUGGGACAUCUGCUCUGCCUCCAGAAGGCCCCAGGUUCAGUCCCUGGGAACUAAGAAUAUACAAACAUAAGGAAGGCUCUGCUGAAUCAGGCCAGUGGCCCAUCUAGUCCAGCAUCCUAGUCUCACCGUGGCUGGCCUGUGGGGAAACCUGCGAGGAACAGCGCAUGAACACAGGAGCACCUCCCCACACACCUUCCUGUGGUUUCCAGCAACUCGUAUUCAGAUGCAUUUUUGCCUCUAACUGGAGCAAAACCAUCUGGGGGGGGGGGGGGAGACCCCUGCCUGAAACCCUGGAGACCUGCUUCUGUGUAAGGCAACUUCCUGCGUUCCCGCAUAAUCCAGCGUGUUGGCCCUUGCCCUCCAUGCAUGCCACCUGCUUCCUGCCACAGCCCUCUUGUGAUCAUUCACACAAUCUUUGAGCACACCUUUUUCCUGUCACCUCUCGUUCCACUUCUUUGCAGACGGCCUCUGUGUCUGUCCUGAUUUAUGACUCCCAGCUGUUCAGAAAGUGUGUUUCAUGGGAUGUGAAGAUGAAGAUACUCCCCCCCCCCCUUAGUUAAAAAUGUGGAACAUUUCUCUGGACUUGGCAGAGCUGGGCGCUGGCAACUGGAAUCCUUGGGCGGUUUGCAGGACCCAUGCUGCCUGGUCUAACCCCCCUCCCCCCGCCGCCUUAAAUUUCCCCCCUUGGUGCAAUACUCCUGAACUUUGGAGCAAAUAACUCUAUUGCUGUUGUAGCUGGACUGGCCUUCAGGUCUGUCUCCAAUCCCUGAUCAAAGUGUUGGGUGCGACUUCUUAGAGCCCUAAACAGCUUAGGACGAGGAUUCCUGGAGGAUGGGAUCCUGCCACCUGCCCAUGCCUAUUGACUUGAGCCCAAACAGGGGAAGGUUCACUCAGCAUCAGAGACGCAGUUGUACAGAACACGGGAACAAGCAUCUCUUUCAAAUUACAGAGUUACUCAGUUACUCCCUACAUAGCGGAAUGGCACCAUCCGUGAGUCUGCCUCUUAUGUUUCUGGCCGAGUCACUGCUCUGGGCUUGCAGUCAGGCCUUCUGUGAGGAUUCAUACUGGAGAAAGCAGUCUUCCUACAGUAAGAGUAAAGAAUCUUUAUUCCCCUCCCUCCUGCAGGUGCAAAGCACAAGAAGACAUUUCCAGCUCCUGUAUCUUGCCCUGAAGACCCUGAAGGCUCUGCUUGGAUUGGGCCAUUCGCCUUGCGACACCAUCUUGCAUCCUGCCAGAUGAUUUCCCAUCUCUGCUGUGGACUUAAGCUUCCAUUUGGUGGCUAGUUUUACCAGAAUACCUGCUCCGAGGAAUUGGGGGUGGGCAGGCACCCCCACCCACCCCCAACUGGAGCCUGCCGACAAGCCCCCUUCUCCCUGCAAGUCUGUCUGCUCCCCUCCUUUACCUCUGCUUUUGGGGAGAGGCAAGAGGGUAUCAAUCGGGUGGCCAGAUUGGGCCCACGGGCCUCGCCUUGCCGACCUCCGACACGAGACAGGAAUUUCCCUUGUGGGUUGACACAAUAUGGCUACGGGGAGAGGGGAAACGGCUGCCCUCCACCUGCAGUUCCAGGGUGCUCCAGAACCAGGAAUGCAGCCAGCGAUGAAAAUGGAGGCGCAAGACCCAUCUGGUCACGAACUAGGGGGAGGGGCAGCUUCCCGCUUCCUUCCGGUUGGCUCCAUGCGGGAGUUUUUGGCCGGGGAAGCUCCUCAGCAGGUGAAGCAGGAGCCGGACGAGGGUCUGCAGCAGCACUGGGAGGCCCAGAGGCAGGAGUUCCCCAAGGCAGUGCCCUAUCCCCAGCCAGGGUGGCGGAACCCACCACUGCACAAGCCCUUGCAGUGGGACACCAAUUCAUUCCAGACCUCCUAUGAGGCAGCUGCCAACCCGAGCCAGUGGCCCCCCGGAGGGUGGGUAGCCCAGAGCCUGCCGGGCCUCAGCCGGGAAGCCCAGCCAGUCUACGGUGGCUCAGGGCACCGAGAGCGAAGGGGCUAUGGGAGUGUGAAGGAGGAGACCCCUGGUGAUGACACGGUCAGCAUGGAGGUGCGGCGCCAGCGCUUCCGACGCCAUCGCUACCAGGAGGCCGAGGGGCCCCGGGAAGUCUGCCGGCAGCUGCAGGAGCUCUGCCACCAGUGGCUGAGGCCCGAGAGGCACAGCAAGGAGCAGAUCCUGGAGGCCGUGGUCGUGGAGCAGUUCCUGACAGUCCUGCCCCAGGAAAUCCAGAACUGGGUCCGGGAGCACAGCCCAGAAACCUGCGCCCAAGCAGUCGCCUUGUCGGAAGACUUCCUGAUGAGGCAGCGAGAAGCCCAGAGAAAAGAGCAGCAGGUAAUUUUUUUUUUUUUUAAGGUUCUCUAAUAAAAUGGGGGCGGGGAAAGAAGAGACAACUUAUUUCCCACACCCCAUUAUGUGAAAACAAAAUGCUAGACCAGAAGGAAAUCCUGGAGGAAUGCACAGACUGUACACUCGUUGAAGAUUACAUAGGAAUAGUGUAUGUGCAGUUUCUGUACACUGGUUGUACACUCACUGAACGUAAUGUGUGAAUAGCCCUAACAGACUGCAAACUUUGUGUGUGUUUGUACGGUUGUGAAAUAAUGUAAGAAACAGGACCAGCUUUAAUGAAAGCAUUUAGGAAAACCAUUAAGUGUGUGUGUGUAUACUGCUGAUGACCGCUGAGGAGCCUCCAUGCUCAGACGAAGUGUACCUUUGAACACCGGUUGCUGGGGGAUGGAGAACAGUGGUGGGUUCUUGCAUCAGAGGCUUCAUCAGAGGUUUCCAAAAGUUUGUUUGCCCCUUUUGGGAACAGGAAUCCAAACUAGACGGACCUUUUGUCCAAUCCAACAGGGCUGAAUGCCUUAGAACAAGAAGAACAUAUGUUUAAAGAAGAUUGGAAAAUGUUUAUUGAAUAUAUAGGGAGAAAUUGUGUACAUUUGAAAACAUUGGCAGCAUUAAGAUAAAUUCAACAGUGUAAAUAAGUUUUGACGGAUGUGAUAUUGGAAUACUGAAUGGUUUAGUUCAUGUAAAAUAUGCAGCAAUUUACAGUAUGCGAAAUGAACCAUGGAAAGAGAAGAAGGGAAGUCAUUGAUAUUUUAGGUAAAGGUAAAGGGAGCCCUUUGAUGAUGGGGUGAGCUCCUGUUGCUCGGUCCCUGCUCCUGCCAACCUAGCAGUUUGAAAGCACAUCAAAGUGCAAGUAGAUAAAUAGGUACUGCUCUGGCGGGAAGGAAAACGGCAUUUCCGUGCACUGCUCUGGUUCGCCAGAAGCAGCUUAGUCAUACUGGCCACAUGACCCGGAAGCUGUCUGCGGACAAACACCAGCUCCCUUGGCCAAUAAAGCGAGAUGAGUGCCGCAACCCCAGAGUCGGUCAUGACUGGACCUAAUGGUCAGGGGUCCCUUUACCUUUACCUUAAAGGAUACCUAUUUAUCUACUUGCACUUUGACAUGUUUUCGAACUGCUAGGUUGGCAGGAGCAGGGACUGAGCAACGGGAGCUCACCCCGUUGCAGGGAUUCGAACCGCCGACCUUCUGAUCGGCAAGUCCUAGGCUCUGUGGUUUAACCCACAGCGCCACCCGUGUCCCAUUGAUAUUUUAAGGUUGUUUAAAUGAAUAUUCUAACAUAUAAAACAGAAAUAUUUAAUAAAAAUUCUAUACAGUCGUACCUUGGUUCUCAAACGCCUUUGUACUCGUACGUUUUGGCUCCUGAACACCGCAAACCUGGAAGUAAGUGUUCCGGUUUGCGAACAUUUUUUGGAAGCUGAAUGUCCAACAUGGCUUCCACUUGAUUGCAGGAAGCUCCUGCAGCCAAUCAGAAACCGCACCUUGGUUUUCGAAUGGUUUCAGGAGUCGUACAGACUCCCGGAACGGAUUAAGUUUGAGAACCAAGGUACGACUGUAUAUAAAAAAAAGAAAAACCCAUCACUAAAAUACAAUUUGACAUUGGUAGAAUUAAAACUAUAAACACGUAGGUAAUGUUGGUCUGGUCUGGUUUGAAUGGAGAGUCGUUUUGCGGCACAGAGUUUCUUCCAAGCAGCAUCGCCAGUCCCUCCCUGGCCUGAUCUUUCCUCUUUGCUCUUUCCAGGCUCUGUGGACGUUUGAUGAGGUGGUGGUGAACACCCCCAUGCCGCAGCAAUACCCCUCUGUGGCGCAACAGGUACACUACCCUACAGUGGCGCUGCCAAUGCAGUACCCGCCCCUGGCCCAGCCGGUGGCGUUUCCUGCCAUCGGACCACAGGCUCCGAAUCCUGUUGUGCCAGAGAGAGCACCGCCCAAUGCCGGGAGAACGCUGAUCUGCCGGGAACCUGUGCCUGAGGGAGGCAGGAGUCUCAGGCCGUAUGGUAAGGAUUCUUUGAGGCAGCUACACCGGAGUUAAUUUUGAACACUUUGUGGGAGCCCAGUCUAAGGCGUCUCUGGUCCUUCAAGGUCUAUGGCAUGAAUCAGACCUCUGUCUCUGGAGAAGGGGGGAGUCUACAGAUUGUUGGAUCUGUUUUGAGCAUAAGAAGAUCUCUGCUGGAUCAAGUCCAGCCUUCUCUUCUCACAGUGGCCAACCAGAUGCCUGCAGGAACCCUUCCAGGUGGGACCUGAACACAACAGCACUCUGCUUCCUGGGGUUUCCAGCAUUCAGAAGCAUGCUGCUUCCGAUUGUGAGGGCUAGUAGACUUGCCCUCCUUGAUUGGGUAUUGUGGUGUUCACACAGGGUCCCCGGACGUUUGAAGGUCUAUUGAUCCCUGUGCCGCUACUGUGCUCGCUUCCCCGCUGCCACCAACCCGUUACUCUCGGGUAAAACACUGAGUCCAGACAGUUGUUAAAAUCGAACCAAAUAAACAAGUUUAUUUUAUAAACAUUAACAAGUUUAUGGUUUCUCAGAUAAAAUUCCUGUCAGUAUCUUAACUUUAGUUUCUUUACCGGCCUAUACCUUCCUAAUACCAUCUGACUCAACUGUUUGACUGACUCCUCUUAACAAAUUCUCUCUCACACACAUCAGACUAGCCCAACCCGGAGACUUAUCCUCUCUGUCUCUUCUAACUCCAGACUGUCUUCUCAACCACCCUAACUCGAACUCCAACUCCUCCCCUUGGGUUCCCAUUGGUUAGUCAUUUUACAAUUAGUUAACCCUUUCCUUAUGAACCCAGUAUGAUGUCACACACCUAGGAGGGCAAACGCCACAUGUAUAAUCCUCUUUUAAAGACAUUUAAGUUGGGGGUCUUCACUGCCUCCUGGAGGACCAAGUUCCCUAGUUCUACUUUGCCCUACAUGAAGUACUUGAAUCCCCCAACAUUCAGUUUCAUUGGAUAUUCGUGAUAUGAGAGAGGGAGAAAAGCUUUUCUCUUAUCAACUUUGUCAACAAACUUGUGUCCUGUCACCUCUUGUCUUUUCUCUAAACUAAAAGGUCCCAGACACUGCAAACUUUGGUCAUGAGCAGUAUAAACCUGGAGCUCCUCUCUCACUUGGCAUAACUAUGCAACUGUCUAUAUAGAGCAUAGGCAACCUUCGGCCUGCCAUAUGUUUUGGCCUACAACUCCCAUGAUCCCUAGCUAACAGGACCAGUGGUCAGGGAUGAUGGGAGUUGUAGUCCAAAACAUCUGGAGGGUCGAAGGCUGCCUAUGCCUGGUCUAUAUGCUAUUUGCUGUAAUUCCAAUUCAAGCUUUUGAAGCUUGAUAUGUCUAUUUUUUGGACCCACCUUAUUUCUUUCAGUUGUUUUAAACUGUUUUGAUAUUGUCUCUUAUUUGCCCUGGGACCUUAGAGUGAAGGGACUAAAACAACAACAGUGAUAAAACUAUGUGGCCUCGAGUUUUGGGGCUGGGAGGGGGGGACUGGUGGAAUCCUGCUUUUGUGUCAGUUCAGGUGAGCAAAACAAAAAUUCCAUGUUGCUCAAGUUAACAGCCGGCAGUCAGUCUCCAGAGAAGUGUCGCACACUACAAGGGAAAAGGGAACCAAAGGAGGACAGGAGGUGAAGCCAAGAGAAGCAGGCUCUGGCUGAGGAACUCCUCCUGAAUUUGCCGUCAAAAUCUCUGAAUGGAUGAGGACCUGGGAUACAGAGAGCUUUUAUAUUGCAGCUCCCAGUUAGAAGGCCAGAUUAGGAACCAAUCCAGAGAUUCCUGCAAAGAAAGGCAGGUAUGGUGCUUCUGAGGCCUACACUUCUUUGUCUCAACUGUUUGGGCCUAUUUUGCAUUGUUGUUAAGAGAACGGUGCCUUCGUGGGGCGGGGAGCCAGAGGCGUAGUGGCUUAGGUGUUGUACAUCUGAAGGAGCGUCUCCACCCUCAUUGCUCAGCCCGGACACGGAGGUCCAGCUCCGAGGGCCUUCUGCCGGUUCCCUCACUGCAAGAAGUGAAGCUACACAGGGGUGUCCAAACUUUUUUCAAAGAGGGCCAGAUUUGAUAAAGUGAACACACGUGAGGGCCAACCAAAGUUGUUGACAAAUUGUUGAGCUUUUUUUAGGAUUUUACUCCAGGAAAUAAACUGCCACAGGGGCCAGAUUAAACUGACCAGUGGGCCAGAUUAAGCCCCCAAAGCAGACUUUGGACAUGCCUUCUCAGUAGUGACGCCCGCCCUGUGGAACUUUUUAAUGUUUGAUCUUUUAUCAUGUUUUUAAUGUUCUAUUAUUAUUAUUAUUAUUAUUAUUAUUAUUAUUGUCAUACCGCUUGUUACGUUCGGUUCAGGUUACAUCUUUUCAGUUUGCGUCCCGUGGCGACCUGGAAGUACCAGAAAGGGUUACUUCCGGGUUUCGCCACUCAUGCAUACUCUCAAAAUGACAUGACGCGCAUGCGCAGAUGCGGCGAAUCGCGACACACGCAGAUGCGGGUUGCGUUCUGCUCAUGUUGUGAACGGGGCUCCGGAACGGAUCCAUUUCGCAACUAGAGGUACCACUGUAUUAUUAUUAAACACGUGUCCCAAACAGGGAAUCUACUUUAUGUUUUUGUGUGUGUCCCAACCUAUGCAGGCCCCAUUCAAGAAUUCCGGAGGCCCCUCACAAACGCAGAGCGGAUGCGGAACCGGCGGAUGCGGAACCGGAAGCAGCGCCUUGAGACCAGCAUGCAGCUGGUGGAGUCGGCUUCAAGGGCCCCUUCCAUGCUUUUGGACGCCAUGCGCGGCUUGCACCGCCAGGACCUGAAGGCCUUUGACAGGGCCAGGCAAGAGGAGAGGCAGCACAGGAAGCAGGAGAGGCGCCAGGACAGGGCCACGGCCCAGCUGAUGGUCAACGCCAUUGAGCGCUCCCACAACGACCUGGGCGAGUUCCUGGGGAGGCAAACGGCCACCAUGGCGGCCAUCGCGGCAGUCUUCGCCGGCCAGAGGUCUCCGUCGCAAGGAGCGUCCCUUGGCUACAGCUCGUACCAGGGGAACAGCAACCCACCUUGGGGCCCGCCGGAAGCUGGGACCCCUCUACCGCCCGGUCACGUGCCCGGCAUGCCUUCAGAGCCCGUGGCAGGCCCAGCCAUUCCGUGCCCGGUGCCUCCUCUGGCCACCCCAGGCGGCAUUUGCAACCCCAUCCCAGAACCCCCUCCUACAGACGGACCACGAGAGGAUGCCGCUCCAGACUCACCCACGCCAUCCACUUCUGACACCGCGUCGCGUACGCUAGACACGCGGCCGAGCAGAGGGACGAAAAGGAAGAUGUGGGAAUGACAAGGGGCACCCUUCCCCUCUUGUAGUUUUCAUUUGGAUUUCGAUGGGAUUUUCUUAAUGGGCAGGGCUGCCAGAACCCUGCUCUUUUCCCAUCCACCUCCCACUUACCCUGGUUUUAACAGGACAGCCCGUCUAUCUAUGCAAAAAAAAACCAAAGGGGGCAAAAAGCUGCAUGGUCAGGUUGCAUACUGGUAGCCAGUGAGAGCUGUAGGGUUCAGAGCGUGUGCCGUUCCAACAGAUAAAAGAGGUGAGUUUUGAUCCAGGAGACCUGGGUGAGUGGACCAGUGGACCCACUGAGGCAAGUCAAAUCUGCCUUUCUGUAAAAUGGGAAUAACCAGCCUACCUCGCAAAAGUGGUUGCGGAGGGGUGCUUUGCAAAUGCAAGAGCCCCAUAAACACAUGCAAUGUUGACUUGGUUGUACUUAGCAAAUCAAUCUCUAUUGCUUAGAGAUUUUUUAAAAAUUGUAAGAGGUGGAGAAAUGCUAUUAAAUAUUAAAAUAAUAAUUUAAAGGAGGGCCAAGGGCAAGAGCUGUUCCAGUGAAGCAGUGUCUUGUGCCAAACCCUUCAGAGUGGCCCAGUCAAUACGGCAAUUUCUUAGCAGUGUUUUAUUUAUUAUAUGAUAUUUAAAUGUUUUUUAAUACCCCUAUAAUAGCUGUCCGUAGUGGCUAAUCAAGCCACAAAGUUACAACAGUAUUUAUUAUGAAAUGAUGUACCCAUAAUUCAAAAAGAGAGUAUUUUAAACCAGAAGCCAACAAAAGAUUUUACAAAGAGAGCGGUGCAGCAGAGAAGAACAUUGUACAAUCUCUAUUGGGCUUGUCAUCGGUGCUAUCCCAUGAGGAAAGUCAGCAUUAUACCCAUUUUACAGAUGGGAAAAACUGAGGCUCAGCAUAAGUAGUGAGGUAUUUUUUGUUGUUCCAAGCUCUAAUACUUUAAUUGUCGUCGUGAAAAGCGACACGCUGGGUGGAGCCGCUACACCAGCUUCCCUGCAAGGUGGGUUGCUGCUGCUUACUGGGAGAAGGUGGAGAGAAAGAAGGCAAAGAAGUGGAUGUGCUGCAAAUGUACCAGUGGAGCCCAUUGGGUGCUUCUGCUGGUGCUUUUGCACCACAUUGACCUCUCCACCUCACUUUUAACUGAUCCUCCUGCUUUGAGCUGCAGCCAUUAGCUCAGGGCUGGGGGAACUUUUGGACCUCCCCCCAGAUGUGGCUAGAUUAGGGCUCCUCCACUGUCUUCCGAGACGGACGGAUGCCAAUCAACAACAGCACCCAGGCCAGUUUCCCCUCCUUUUUUUUUUUUUGCAAUUCUAGAUUCAAGCGCAGCUCGGUUUUUCCUAAGCCAGGCUGGCUUCCUCACCGAAAUGUACCGAAGAUGUCAAAACCAGCCUUUCCUUCACCAGAAGCAGCAACGUCUUUUUUGAGACAAUCUGUCUUUUAAGAACCCCGGAGGUUUCCCCCCUCCCCAAGACUGGCACUCGAGACUUGGCAUUUUGGAGCCCUCCUGGACCACGCCGUUCAGUUUUGAUGGAUUUUUUAAAAUAAGUACUGUUUUUAAAUGAACUCUGUUAACCUGUCCAGCUUGCAAAACGUGUAUUUAUUUGUAAAUGUAUUCUGAGCUUUUUAAGUG